UCAACAACUUGAUCAUCUCACUGAGAAGGAGUCUGGGGUGACAGGAGGAAAACAGAAAACACGAGAAGGGGCUAGAAUGAACGGCAUGGUUUGGGGGCUCUUUCAUCACCUGCCGCGCUUCAUGGAGUCGGACAGCAAAAGUUUCCAGCCCUGGAGAGACUACAUGGGACUGUCGGACACAAUCAGAGAGAUCCUGGCACGCAGCACCGCCACUGAGCCCUCACUGCCAGCCUCCAAUGCGCCGCACUCGGAGUCUGACGAUCCGUGCAAGACUCUGGUGUCUGUGCGUAUUAACGCAUUUAGCCAAAGUGACCUCGGGGCAGACUGUGCACCAGGUCUCCCCGGUGAAUCUACACCACCACGCUCCUUUGCUCAUCAGCACCUAGCUGAUGGCUUGCGCCACGCACCAGACUCCGUUCUUGCUGACACACCAGAUGCGGUGGGUCUUAAACCAGUGCCAAAACCAAUGGGAUCCCGGGGACCAAGAGAGCGCAAGAAGACGACUAAGACGAGUCGUUUCAAAACACCCGAGCCGCCAGGGUUACCUCCAUCCCCUGAGCGCAUGUUUUGCAGUUUCUGUAAGCAUAACGGGGAGUCUGAGGUGGUCUACGGAUCCCACUGGCUGAAGAACCAGGCAGGAGAUGUUCUGUGUCCCUAUCUGCGGCAAUACGUGUGUCCUCUCUGCGGAGCCACUGGGGCCAAAGCUCACACCAAGCGCUUCUGUCCAAAGGUGGACAGCGCGUACAGCUCCGUCUACGCCAAGUCCAGACGCUGAACCAGCAGGUGGCAGGUAGCAAUAAGACGCUGCACAGACGGCAGAAUCCUAUUUGUGUGUGUUUUUGUUUAUUAGCACUAGUGUGGGUUUGCUUUUUGUGUGUUUUUUUUGCUUUUUGUGUGUUUUGGUUUGGUUUUAUUUGCAUGCUUUGGCACGUUUACCGUGAAGUCUUCUGUAAAGCUGAUUGGAGUUGUUUUCCAGCUGGUGUCGGCCUAGUCUACUUUAACAGCGCCUGUUUGGAAUUGGAGGAUUUUGUGAGGUACUUUUCAGAACGACUGCCAGAUAUUAUGUUUGGGAGGAGAAAAAUGUGUUUGUUUUACAUAUAUUUAAAACGUGGCCGACUGAUGUCCAAUUUCAAAUUUCCUGUCCAUGCAUUGAAGGAUUUAAACACUUUAUAAGACCUACAGUCAUCAGUAAUAACUUUACUACAGCAUGUAAACAUCAUGCGACCAUGUCAGCAUUUUAAAUUUUUUAAAAUAUGAGUGACUUGUUCUUGUUCUGAGGUGUGCGAGUAAAUACUUGUUCCUGAGGCAUGUUAUUUUAUUUUGAAUAUUGUACUUGUGGCUGUUCUGGAAAAAAAAAACGCCAUUUCAACUCUUU
Molecule: messenger RNA, 1375 nt
Organism: Toxotes jaculatrix (banded archerfish)
Lineage: Eukaryota; Metazoa; Chordata; Actinopteri; Toxotidae
Gene: nanos3
Product: nanos homolog 3
Exons: 1
Coding region: 77-775 (232 amino acids)
Biological process (GO): negative regulation of translation; oogenesis
Cellular component (GO): perinuclear region of cytoplasm
Molecular function (GO): mRNA binding; zinc ion binding
Source: RefSeq, a predicted model, not a curated record